Paramecium tetraurelia is the source of this 1026-nucleotide messenger RNA. RefSeq lists its product as uncharacterized. NCBI's taxonomy places the organism in Eukaryota, Ciliophora, Oligohymenophorea, Peniculida, Parameciidae. The record is from RefSeq and is a predicted model, not a curated record. The transcript has 2 exons.
AUGAGUAAAAUUGUAAGGCAACGUGUUAGCAUGCAUGACGAAUCAACUACGCUCUCUUUAUAAUCUAAAAAUGUAAACAAAAAGAAAAAUACCCAUCGUAAGCGCUAACCUAUAAAAUAAUUGAUUUGUAUAGUAUCAGUGCCAAAAUCAGUUGGAGAAUAUGUCUAUAUUAAAGCUGACGUGGAACUAAAGCUGGCUCUCUCUUAUAUACCUGAUCACUGCUUGGGAAGUCUAAAAGAAACUCCAUGUACCUACAACCAUAGAGUUACUCGCACUGACUAACUUGAUGAUGUUUAUUUUUACACUCUCGAACUUCUCGACCAAGACAACUAUUCCAUAGAACAAAUCGUUAAUCUUCUUUCUCAUAAAGACGAUCCAUGUGCUUAACUGGCAAUCCAACUUGUCAAUCAAAGAUUCAACAUACUAAACGAAUACACACAACAUUACUAUAUUUCAAACGAAGAAUUGUUGGAAGUUGAACAAAUAGCCAAAGAUUACCCCUAUUAAUGUAUAAUUCAAAAAGUGAAUAAGGACAAUAGUUCACUCUCACAAAGAAUAGUCAAUGAUCAAUUUUACACCCUCAUGGGAGUGACUUCCGAUAUGAUGUUUCAUCAUCUGCAUGAAACCAAAACUCUACCAUCCAUUUUUGAUAUUGGUGGUUCCUUAAAGAUGUGGUGCGAUCUCACCAUCGGAUCCAUCUCAAGUGUUUAGUAUUUUGAAUAGUAUAUUAAUACAUACGAAGGCGCUCAAUACAAAUGCCGAAUAGAGCAGAGAUAAAUGUUCAAAAGAACUCAGGUUAAUCCAAACCAAAUUGUCUUUAUAGAGUUUUGGAUAUUCAAACUGGAUGAACCAUUGAAGUCCUACCUAUUAAAUCCCCAGAGACUCUACCUAAACUAGAUAGACUACUUCAAUAAAAAGAACACAGAGGAAGAAUAUCAACAGUUCUAAAAAUCAAUGAAAUACAAAGAAACUCCCCACUACAAAAAUUCACAGUGUUGUGGUUAUAAAUUACUCCCUUGGAUCUGA